Molecule: messenger RNA, 2905 nt
Organism: Conger conger (European conger)
Lineage: Eukaryota; Metazoa; Chordata; Actinopteri; Anguilliformes; Congridae
Product: somatostatin receptor type 5-like
Exons: 1
Coding region: 1-1491 (496 amino acids)
Biological process (GO): neuropeptide signaling pathway
Cellular component (GO): neuron projection; membrane
Molecular function (GO): somatostatin receptor activity; neuropeptide binding
Source: RefSeq, a predicted model, not a curated record
AUGGAGCCCACGUCCACGCCCGCCCCCCCGGCGACACCGGAUACCGGGGGCAACGUCACCGCCCCGCCCGCCCACACCUGCUCCUCCCAGUCGCUCCUUGUCAUCCUCAACGACUGCCUCUUCAACGACUCCCUGCUCAAUGACUCCCUGCUCAACGACUCCCUGCUGAACGACUCGUGGUUGAACGGCAGCUUCUCGGCGGGCAACGGGAGCAACUCGACCGCGGCCGAGGGCUCCACCAUCGCCGGCGUGCUGAUCCCCCUCAUCUACAUCGCCGUCUGCAUCAUCGGCCUGGGCGGCAACACGCUGGUCAUCCACAUCGUGCUGCGCUACUCCAAGAGCGAGUCGGUCACCAACAUCUACAUCCUCAACCUGGCCAUCGCCGACGAGCUCUUCAUGCUGGGCCUGCCCUUUCUGGCCAUGCAGACCGCCCUCCACUCCUGGCCCUUCGGCCCCAUCAUGUGCCGUCUGGUGAUGACGGUGGACGGCAUCAACCAGUUCACCAGCAUCUUCUGCCUGACGGUCAUGAGCAUCGACCGCUACCUGGCCGUGGUGCACCCCAUCCGCUCCUCCAGGUGGCGCCGGCCGCAGGUGGCGAAGGCCGUGAACGGGACGGUGUGGGCGGUCUCCUUCUUGGUGGUCCUCCCCGUGGUCAUCUUCGCGGACGUCCAGGGCGGCGUCUGCAACAUCAUCUGGCCCGACCCCAAGCAAAUCUGGAAGGCGGCGUUCAUCAUUUACACCUCCACCGUGGGGUUCUUCUGCCCGCUCCUGGUCAUCUGCCUCUGCUACCUGAUGAUCGUGGUCAAGAUCCGCAGCUCGGGCAAGAAGGUCCACGCCACCUCCGCCAAGCGCCGGAAGUCGGAGCGCAAGGUCACCCGGAUGGUGGUGAUCGUGGUGGCCGUCUUCGUCUUCUGCUGGCUGCCCUUCUACGGCCUCAACAUCAUCAACCAGGUGGUGGCCCUGCCGGAGGAGUCGCAGGGCCUGUACCUCUUCGUGGUGGUGCUCUCCUACGCCAACAGCUGCGCCAACCCCUUCGUCUACAACUUCCUCUCCGACAACUUCAAGCAGGGCUUCCGGAAGGCUCUGUGUCGCUCCUCCCGCAGGGUGGUCAACCAGGACGCCACCGACCACCUCCAGGAGCCGGAGGAGUGCAAGAGGGCGCUGAAGCCCCGGGACAGCGUGCGGAGGGCCAUGAGGGAGGACGAGGAAGAGGAGGAGGAGGAGGAGGAGGAGGACAGGGAGGAGGUGACGGACAUGACCGAGAUCUGCAGGAUCACGCAGAGCGCCAACGGGAACGGGAAGGUGGAGAGGGGAAAGCUGGAGACGGACUCCCCAGGCCAGAGAUCUAAAGCCGGGGAGGGCAGUGGGAAAGCCCCAGGCUCUGGGCCUGGCUUGCCCCAGCUGCUUAACGGGGCAAAGAACGGCAACGCCAAACCACUGCCGGAGGAGCCCGGGGAGAAGAACGCCCUCCUGGAGAUCAGUUACCUGUAACGCAGAGAACGCCCUCCUGGAGAUCAGUUACCUGUAACGCAGAGAAACUGCUCUUCAGUGCCUUGUCUUUCGUCACUUGAAGUGGAAUCGCAGUAUUAUAUUCGAACAAUUAUCCCAAAACCACCCAGGCAUCCCUGUUUCACUGACUGACCACUUCUUUGGACAAAAGACUUUAAUCAGACCCAUCCCUCAACCUCGCCAACUGAAUCAACACUUCUCUUUCUGUGUACAGAAUCUUUGUAGACCUAAUAUUAUGGCCGAUGAAAGGGUACGAUAUGUAAAAAGCUUGGAAAUUUGGGUUUUUGUGACUUUCUGUUGUCUUUUUUUGUGUGUGCAAGUGCUCCAGAGGGAGCAUGAACAGUCAGAAGUUUUGGUGUUUAUUCGCUGCUGUUUCCAAAAAGGGAAAACUAAAUUAAGAGCUCAGGUGUAAUGCAGGAGGAGGAGGAUUAAACAUGGAAAUUAUGAGGAACAGAAUAGAAAUGUCUGUUCAUUGAAACUGCAACACGGUGUGUGCAUGUGAUUUUAGGGCCGAACCAUCUGUGGCCCUCAAUAUCAGUUUGCUUGUUUGCACCAUUUAACCUGCCAAAUCCAUUUAAUUCAGCAGAUGACAAGCUUUUGCCAAAUCACAAAAAGGUUUCAGGCUGAUAUUUAGACUAAAUUAGGCUCUUGAUUCCGGUACAGAUCAAAACUAAAUAGAAAAUAAAAGAAAUGGUUGGGGUUAGGGAUUUGUGUUCGAUGAGCUGAUGGUGGGAGAGUAUUUAUCUCCAGGGGUCAUGAAGGUCUGCUGUCGCUUUACUCAUGUUUGGUAGGAAUAGUCGUCACUUCGUGGGUUCCUCCAUUUCACGGAGCGGGACCACGACAAACGCGUAAAAAGGACGACGGUGGAGGUUCGGAAACUCGGGGAGCCGUCGCUCCCGGCUCAGGUAGACCCCCCCCCAGGCACUCUUCCCCUCGCGUGGGUAGACCAGACUAGCACUACCGACGAGGAAGAAUGCCCUUUUCAUGUUUUCAGCUCUCCGUGGAAUAACGGGAACCGUGAGCUGCCGGUUUUACACAGAAACUCCAUUCGCGUUUUUUGGGCCGGGGGCCAGAGGCAGAGAGACACGUGGGCCGAUACUCCUUCCCGGCAGCCAAGCAUACGGAUAACGGCACACGGAGCCGGAUGAACCGCAGUUUUCAUUUCGGCCGCUUCCAGUUCCGUUCGCUUUCAUUCGCCGGUGGGAAGAGAAUGCCGAUGUGUGUGGGUUUGAUGUUGUGCGAAAAGGGGGCAGCUUUAUUGUAUAUUUUGCAGACAAACAUGGCCGUUUACAGUAAAGGUUUUUAUUCAAAAUAUUUUGUCAAUGUCUGGCACUUAAUCAAAGAGAGUGAAGCUAUCGCUCAGUUAAAUUCAAUAAAAAGUUUUGUGAAAAUUGAA